Molecule: messenger RNA, 597 nt
Organism: Zasmidium cellare ATCC 36951
Lineage: Eukaryota; Fungi; Ascomycota; Dothideomycetes; Mycosphaerellales; Mycosphaerellaceae
Exons: 1
Coding region: 1-597 (198 amino acids)
Source: RefSeq, a predicted model, not a curated record
AUGGGUCUCAUCACCAAAGGCAUCAAAUAUGGAGCUGUGGCUCUAGCCACUCGACAUUCUGGGAAAGCGAGUGCCGAGUCCCAAAAUCAGCAACAACAGCAAGCCAUUGUCAACCAGGCAAACUCCAUCAUCGCGCAACAAGCCGUCGAACACGAGCAAGAGCAACAGAAUCUCGUAGCGCAAGCCAACCAGAUCCUUGCUCAGCAGCAGGCUGAGCACGAGCAGGCUCUCAAACAACAGGAGGAGAAGCUCAAGCAACAGCAAAGCCAACCCAUGUACGUUGUUCCGGUCCAACAGGCUUUGCCGCCGCCACCGAACGCCUAUGGCCCCUCAGCCCCAGGAACACCCUAUUCGCAACCAACCACACCUGGCAACCAGUAUCGCGAUUUGAGUGGCUAUCAGCAUCAAAUAUGGUGUAACCAACAAUGUGGCCAGACAUGCAGCACGAACACAAUCCGAAAUUCGGAGUCAAUGUCGACGAUGGCAUACGGACAUAGUCCCCCACCAGUGCCUGGGUACAAUGGAUCAUAUCAGCAGCCUACGCAACAGUACCAGACUUAUGGUCAGCAACAAGGAUACCACGCUGGAUACUACUGA